Molecule: messenger RNA, 324 nt
Organism: Linum tenue
Lineage: Eukaryota; Viridiplantae; Streptophyta; Magnoliopsida; Malpighiales; Linaceae
Source: the annotation of a GenBank genome assembly
GGGAAAUGCUCCUAUUCAUGAUGAGAAGCGAGUUUGGAGUAUUUGCAGUAAUGGGUAGCCAAACUGUGAUGUAGUGUUUGAUCGAAUAUUGCACUGGACCAAAGUGAAAUGUCUUUGUCUAUGACGAGAAGUGAAUUUGAUAUGGUUUCGUCUCAUGAGAAGCGUCCUAUGAAUGUGAUCAGUGUAUCUUCGGCAAGGACUUGGAACUUGGAAGAACAUAUGCAAGGUCUAGAGGCAAAAGGAUAGUGCUUCAAGCGCUGAAGAAAGGGAUAUUAUUGCUCCAUCCACUCUGAAAGCAACCAUAGUGUAUCUCUUUUGUACUAG